Molecule: messenger RNA, 1075 nt
Organism: Zonotrichia albicollis (white-throated sparrow)
Lineage: Eukaryota; Metazoa; Chordata; Aves; Passeriformes; Passerellidae
Source: RefSeq, a predicted model, not a curated record
AACCUUCCUCCCAGCAGAGCCCACGAUGUGAAGGUGCAGGUCAGAGCCUGUGCUCUGAGCAGGGUGGACACUCAGCUCCUGGCAGAAAUCAAACUGAAGAAGGAACUUGUGCCUGUGGGGAGAGAAAUUUCAGGAGUGGUGCUGGAAGUUGGAAGCAAGGUGACCUUUUUCCAGCCAGAUGAUGAAGUGGUGGGAAUUCUGCCCCUGGAUUCUGAGGAGUCUGGUGUCUGUGAAGUUGUCCUGGUUCACGAGCAUUAUUUGGGCUCUCCCUCAGGGACCCUGCUGCUCCUGGGGGUCACUAUGAAGGCUCUGUAUGCUCAGCAGAAUUCUCCUGGGGAGGAGAUGACAUUUGUGUUCCAGGAAAGGAGGAAUUUGUUCUCCCUCCCAGUGAGGCUGUACAGUGCUGAAGAUGAACCAGCUUCCAGGUGCCAGCUGCUGCCUCACAAGCACGACAUCAUCACCCUGCUUGGGGUCGGGGGACGCUGGAUAACCACCGAGAGGAACCUGCAGCUGGAUCCUCCAGACAGCCAUUCCUUGUUCCUUAAGGGAGCCACAGUGUCCUUCCUGAACGAGGAGGUGUGGAACUUGUCCAAUGUGCAGCAGGGGAAGUAUCUCGCCAUCCUGGAAGAUAUCAUGGACAAAUUAUCAAAUGGCAUUUUCAGACCUCAGCUGGAUGAACCCAUCCCAUUGUAUGAAGCCAAAGUUUCCAUGGAAAUAGUUCAGAAGAAUCAAGCAAGAAAGAGACAAGUCAUCCAGUUCUGACACACAACUUCUGAUUUCUCAGCUGGGAAAGAUAAAGAAAUGUGUUUGUGGAAUAAAUCAGUGUACACUUGCAGGCAGUGAAGAGAAUUUAAACAUUCUUUGUACCUCAGCUCAAAUGGUCUCUGAAGCUUCCAUGACUUCAGGGUUUUUAAAUUCCCUUGAGCAGAAUGUUCCCAUCAGCAGCUUCUAAAGAAGCAGCCUUAACAUGAAAAUCUUGUCUGCCCUGCCAUAUUUUAAAAUGUCAGAAACGUCUACAGGAAAACUCAGUCACUGUUGGUUUUCAACCCUAAGAGAUUAAAGAGGGAAAAAAAGA